This is a messenger RNA of Antechinus flavipes (yellow-footed antechinus), 3043 nucleotides long. RefSeq names its product citrate synthase (gene CS). Gene Ontology annotation, cellular component: mitochondrial matrix. The transcript is spliced from 11 exons. The record is from RefSeq and is a predicted model, not a curated record. NCBI's taxonomy places the organism in Eukaryota, Metazoa, Chordata, Mammalia, Dasyuromorphia, Dasyuridae. Gene Ontology annotation, biological process: tricarboxylic acid cycle; citrate metabolic process; carbohydrate metabolic process. Bases 190 to 1587 code for a protein of 465 amino acids.
UGGGAGUAGGCGGGGCUUCGGUGAGGACCCCGGGCAGGGCGCCGCCGCCGGUUUGUCUCCGCUUUCCCUCAGCCGCCUUCUUUCAACCUUGUCCACUCCUCCGCGCGGCCUCUAGCGUGGCCGUGGCUUCGGUUCCUGCCGUGGGUCCCCUUCUCCCUCCCUGCCCAGCGGCUCCCCAGACUGUCCGCCAUGGCCUUACUCACUGCGGCUGCCCGGCUCCUUGGGGCCAAGAAUGCAUCCUGUCUUGUUCUUGCUGCCCGACAUGUCAGUGCUUCUACAAAUCUCAAGGAUGUACUCAGCAACAUGAUACCUAAGGAACAAACUCGAAUCAAGAACUUCAGGCAGCAGCAUGGCAAAACUGUAGUGGGGCAGAUCACUGUGGACAUGAUGUAUGGUGGCAUGAGGGGUAUGAAAGGAUUAAUAUAUGAAACAUCAGUUCUGGAUCCUGAUGAGGGUAUUCGUUUCCGUGGCUACAGUAUCCCAGAGUGCCAGAAGUUGCUCCCUAAGGUCAAGGGAGGGGAAGAACCCCUUCCCGAGGGUUUAUUCUGGCUGCUUGUGACUGGACAAAUUCCAAAUGAGGAACAGGUGAGCUGGCUCUCCAAAGAAUGGGCAAAACGAGCUGCUCUUCCCUCCCAUGUGGUUACCAUGUUGGACAACUUCCCUACUAAUCUGCAUCCGAUGUCUCAGCUCAGUGCAGCUAUCACAGCCCUCAACAGUGAGAGUAACUUCGCUCGCGCUUAUGCUGAAGGCAUCAACCGGGCCAAGUACUGGGAGCUGAUUUAUGAGGACUGUAUGGAUCUCAUUGCCAAGCUACCUUGUGUUGCAGCAAAGAUCUACCGGAAUCUAUAUCGAGAAGGCAGCAGCAUUGGAGCUAUAGACACCAAACUUGACUGGUCUCAUAACUUCACCAGCAUGUUGGGCUAUAAUGAUGCCCAGUUCACUGAGCUAAUGCGUUUAUACCUCACAAUCCACAGUGACCACGAGGGUGGCAAUGUAAGUGCCCACACUAGCCAUCUGGUGGGCAGUGCUCUUUCAGAUCCCUAUCUGUCCUUUGCAGCUGCCAUGAAUGGAUUGGCUGGACCCCUUCAUGGACUAGCCAACCAGGAAGUACUCGUCUGGCUGACACAGUUGCAGAAAGAAGUUGGCAAAGAUGUGUCUGAUGAGAAAUUGCGUGACUACAUUUGGAACACACUCAAUUCAGGCAGGGUGGUCCCUGGUUAUGGCCAUGCUGUUUUAAGAAAAACUGAUCCGCGAUAUACAUGUCAGCGGGAAUUUGCCCUGAAACAUCUGCCUAAUGAUCCCAUGUUUAAACUGGUGGCUCAACUCUACAAGAUUGUACCCGAUGUCCUUUUGGAGCAGGGCAAAGCCAAGAAUCCUUGGCCCAAUGUAGAUGCGCACAGUGGGGUGCUUCUGCAGUACUACGGAAUGACAGAGAUGAAUUACUAUACAGUUCUCUUUGGGGUGUCACGGGCACUGGGGGUGUUGGCACAGCUCAUUUGGAGCAGAGCUCUGGGCUUCCCCCUAGAGAGGCCCAAGUCUAUGAGCACGGAAGGCUUGAUGCAGUUUGUAAGCUCCAAGUCAGGGUAAAGAUGGGGACUGGGCUGGGCAGGGAGGGGGGAGAGAAUGCCUACUAGAGUGAGGAGACUUGAGAGACAGUACAUACUUUUUUUGUUUUUGUUUCAGGGGGCCUUUAAAGACUUAGGAUUAAAUUAUAUUUGAGGCACUGACACAAAGUUUGAGGUUAUUUAAAGUGUAAAUUAAGAUUUAAAAAAAAACAACAGAUGAGACUAUUUCCCCUAACUAGUCCCUCUUCCCUGCCCAGUGUAGGAGUUGUCCGUUGACUUGUAGUUUGAACAAGACUAAUACAGAUUUGGGCCACAAUAGGCCCCCUGCCUCAUCUACAGCAGAAGUCUAGUGUAUGCCCUGCCCCAAAAGGGUCAAUGCUGGUUACAGGGAAUCUGCAUUCACUUCUUUAUUUUGGAGAUUUAGGGUUUUGUUUUACUUUGCUUAACCCCAUCUACCUACCAGUAGGCCAAAAACCAGAACCCUGACCCCUAAAUCAUUUUCCAUAGGAAUCAUGUUGGAGUGUCAGCACCAACCCCAAACAUAUUAUGGCCUACCAUGCCCUCACCCACUCCCCACUCACACACUGAACUAUUAGUUGGCAGGACAUUUUGGCAUCCUUGCCACCAGAGGCUAAAGCAUUUAUUAAGAUGGCACCUGGGGUUUGGACUUUUUUUUUGGUUGUUUUAUUUUUACUUCGAAAGGUCUUGGGAUACCUUACCUUUCACUAUUUUAAAGGAAUCCUCAUGCAGUCUUUAUGUACUUGUUACUCCUUGGGCUGAAAAAGCUUUGGACUUAACCAUUUUGGGGACUUCUCUUAACUUUUAUUUUGUAUAUACCACUGGUUUUAGUCUCUCCACAGUCACAGUCUCUCUGUCUCUGACACCCCCUACCUUUAGUGUGAACUGUGUUCACAUCCAGAUAGACAGAAUCAGGCUAUAAAUCUCUAACCACUUCCCCACCCUCCCACCCCCCAUACAUAUUUUAAAGAGCAGGGGCCUGCAAAUGGCCUAGAGCAUGCUUGUCUUUAUGAUAUGCCCACAGGGAUAAUUUUUUUAAACCUGGAAGUGAAAAUGACUUGAAUGGAUUUGAUCCUGUUAGUAUUAGACCCCAGGGCUUAGGGCAUUAAUAUAAAUAACCACACACACAGCUCACCCCGGCCCCCAACCAAUCUUGUCCCCUCCAAAUUCCCCCCCUCCCAAUGUGGUUCAUUGUUUAAAGCCCCAUUUGCACAAGUUUUUCAGUGAUUCAGAAUGCUCUGCUGCCUCUUCCAGAAAGGACUGAAAUACACUCCUCUCACUGUGUCCCCUUCAUCCAACCUCUCCAAUCUUGCCUGUGUUUGUGUGGAUCCCCUGUCCCUAGAACCAAGCUGUUGAGAUGGACACACACUGUCUAUGAACCCCUGGGUAACUGUCAAAAGUCCUGUUGCAGACUUAAGGUUGUUCUGUAUAAACGCAAAAUAAAUGUUUUUAUUAACAAA